Pteronotus mesoamericanus is the source of this 2063-nucleotide messenger RNA. RefSeq names its product DIM1 rRNA methyltransferase and ribosome maturation factor (gene DIMT1). The record is from RefSeq and is a predicted model, not a curated record. Lineage: Eukaryota; Metazoa; Chordata; Mammalia; Chiroptera; Mormoopidae. The transcript has 12 exons. Gene Ontology annotation, molecular function: rRNA (adenine-N6,N6-)-dimethyltransferase activity. Gene Ontology annotation, biological process: rRNA methylation. The coding region runs from base 156 to 1097 and encodes 313 amino acids. Gene Ontology annotation, cellular component: nucleolus.
GAGAACGGGGGUUGGCUCCUUCCCUCCCUCCUCCCCUACCCCGGUGAGAGUGGGGUGGUAGGUGCGGAUCAUAAUUCCCACGUGGUGCGGAGACUUGGGUAGUCUGCUUUGGUCCUCGCUGACUUUCCGGACUUGUGGGACGGCUGCCUGCAGGGAUGCCGAAGAUCAAGUCAGGGGCGAGCGGCCGCCGCCGGGAUCGGCAACUACAGCGCAGCGAGCUGAAGAGCGCUGGAGGACUCAUGUUCAAAACGGGGAUUGGGCAGCACAUUUUGAAAAACCCUCUCAUUGUUAACAGCAUUAUCGAUAAGGCUGCCUUAAGACCAACUGAUGUUGUGCUGGAAGUUGGACCUGGAACUGGCAAUAUGACUGUUAAGUUGCUAGAAAAGGCAAAAAAGGUAAUUGCCUGUGAACUUGACCCAAGGCUAGUAGCUGAACUGCACAAAAGAGUUCAGGGCACACCUCUGGCCAACAAGCUUCAAGUAAUGGUGGGUGAUGUGUUGAAAACAGAUUUGCCAUUCUUUGAUGCAUGUGUGGCAAAUUUGCCUUAUCAGAUCUCAUCUCCUUUUGUCUUCAAGCUGUUGCUGCACCGUCCUUUUUUCAGAUGUGCAAUACUUAUGUUUCAAAGAGAGUUUGCUCUUAGGCUUGUUGCAAAACCUGGAGAUAAGUUGUACUGCAGACUCUCAAUUAAUACACAGCUGUUAGCACGUGUGGACCAUCUAAUGAAAGUUGGGAAGAAUAACUUCAGACCACCACCAAAAGUGGAAUCCAGUGUUGUAAGAAUAGAACCUAAGAAUCCACCACCACCUAUCAAUUUUCAGGAAUGGGAUGGCCUAGUAAGGAUCACCUUUGUUAGGAAAAACAAGACAUUGUCUGCUGCAUUUAAGUCAAGUGCAGUACAACAGCUAUUGGAAAAAAACUACAGAAUUCACUGUUCAGUCCAUAAUACUAUUAUACCAGAAGAUUUCAGCAUAGCAGAUAAAAUACAGCAAGUCCUAACCAGCACAGGUUUUAGUGACAAGCGGGCCCGUUCCAUGGACAUAGAUGACUUUAUCAGAUUAUUACAUGGAUUCAAUGCAGAAGGUAUCCAUUUUUCUUAGGUCUGAAGACAGAAUUUUUCAAACUCAAAAGAAACUGGAAUUAUAUGUUUUUAAUAAUUUAAGAAGCUGAAGUAUGCUCUUCUCCAUUGGGACACUAUUUUUUAUUUAAUACUACUGUUGUUACCAGUUAUUACUCUGAAUUUCUAAGGUAGUUAAGUAAGUCAAUUUAAGUACCCAAGUUUUUUUGGUUUGGGUUUGUUUUUAGUAUCUUACAUAGGCCAGGGACCGAUCUAUACACAAUAUUCUUCAAGUUCAAAAGCCGCAGACACGCACAACUAUACCUUUAAACUUACCAUUUCUAACAGGUUAUUUUAUGAAGAUGUUACUCUUCUAUUUUCUGUUAUAUAUUACUCUGAGGACCUUAGACUUUCAGCUCUUUAGGCCUUUGUCCCUCAGGUGUAAAGUUAAAAUAUGCUUAACUGAGUCACAUAUUCCCCAUACCAUUUCUUGUUAUUCUUGUGUACAGCAAAAACAAUUUUCCUAAAAUGUUUUAAUUUUGUUCUGUUUAUCCUGCACAACGUCUGUCAUUGCUUACCACUUUAGCUAGCCUGUAACAUCAGCAUAUUUACUUGGGCUCUGGGUAAGCUUGCGUCAGCUACUGAGGCCAUCUGGUGGCAGACAUGUUACUUCUGAGCAUGAUUCCUUACCUGUAAAAUGAGGAUGCUCAACUACAGCGUGAAAUGAAUUAUAUGAUUUUUUUUUCGUGAGGAGACAGUCAUAGGUUUAACGAAAUUUCCAAAGGUUUUGUAAAUCAAAACUCUCAGUCAUUUUCCUGCAAGUAUUUCUAUAGCUUCUGGAUAAUUACUUUUAAGCUAUUUCUGAAAUGUGUGGAUGAGAAUUUCAAUAAUUGUCAUAAGCAAGUCUUAAUUAGCUACUAUGUUUAAGUUAUUAUCAAUGUAAUAGUAAUUGUUAAUGCCCUUUAUUAAAUAAUUAUAAAUAAUGCUGGUUAUUUUAUUUACAUAAGGA